ACAUCAGCAGUUUGAGAUGUAUAAGGAGCAAGUGAAGAAGAUGGGUGAAGAAUCACAGCAGCACCAGGAGCAGAAGGGUGAUGCCCCAACCUGUGGCAUCUGCCACAAAACAAAAUUUGCUGAUGGCUGUGGCCAUAACUGUUCAUAUUGCCAAACUAAAUUCUGCGCACGCUGCGGAGGAAGAGUGUCUCUGCGGUCAAAUAAGGUAAUGUGGGUAUGUAACUUGUGCCGAAAACAACAAGAAAUCCUCACAAAAUCAGGAGCCUGGUUCUAUAACAGUGGAUCACACGCACCACAGCAGCCAGACCAAGAAGGAAUUAGAGCUCUGAGGAACGAGGAAGCACCUCAAGAGAAAAAAGCAAAACUGCAGGAGCAUCCGCAGUACCAAGGACCACCAGGUGACAUAUCCACACAAGCUUUGGACAAAAACAGAUCUCAAGGGCUCACAAGACAAGACUCCAUUAAGAAUGGUUCAACAGUAAAGCAUCAAGUGACAAGUGACACAUCAGACAGGAAAAGAAGCCCUUCAAUAUCAAGAGAACAGAGCAGAAGAUACGACCAAAGGGACGAGAGAGACGAAUAUUCACAGUAUGCUACAUCAGACAGUGCGAUGCCCAGGUCACCAUCAGAUUAUUCAGAUAGGCGGUCACAGCGUGGGCCUCAGUUAUACGAAGAACCUGAACUGGGUGAUUAUAGAGAUUCCAACAGAAGGAGCCGCAGGCGUUCCAAGGAGUAUCCGGUAGAAGAAGAAGAUGCACAAAGCAGGGAGGAAUAUGAAAGGCAAAGGAGGGAAGAGGAAUACCAGGCGCGAUACAGAAGUGAUCCUAAUUUGGCUCGUUAUCCAGUCAAGCCACAGCCAUAUGAGGAGCAGAUGCGUAUCCACGCCGAAGUGUCCCGAGCACGCCAUGAACGGAGACAUAGCGAUGUCUCACUGGCAAAUACAGAGUUGGAAGAUUCUCGGAUGUCCAUGCUCAGGAUGGAACGGCCAUCAAGACAAAGGUCAGUGUCUGAGCGCAGGGCUGCCAUGGAAAAUCAACGUUCAUACUCUAUGGAAAGAACUCGAGAGGCUCAGGGACCAAGUCCCAAUCGUCAGAGGACCACAAAUCAUAGCCCUCCUACACCUAGGAGGAGCCCAAUUCCUCUGGAAAGACCUGACAUGAGGCGCUCUGAUUCUUUAAGGAAACAGCACCAUUUGGAUCCCAGUUCUGCUGUUCGGAAAACAAAACGUGAAAAGAUGGAGACCAUGUUACGGAAUGAUUCGCUCAGCUCAGACCAGUCUGAAUCCGUCAGACCUCCACCACCAAAGCCCCAUAAAACGAAAAAAGGAGGUAAAAUGCGCCAGGUUUCAUUAAGUAGCUCAGAAGAAGAAUUGGCAUCCACUCCAGAAUAUACAAGUUGUGAUGAUGUAGAGAUUGAAAGUGAAAGUGUUAGUGAAAAAGGAGACAUGGAUUACAACUGGUUGGACCAUACGUCUUGGCAUAGCAGUGAGGCAUCCCCAAUGUCUUUGCAUCCAGUAACUUGGCAACCAUCCAAAGAUGGAGAUCGUCUCAUUGGUCGGAUUUUGUUAAAUAAACGACUAAAAGAUGGAAGUGUGCCUAGAGAUUCAGGAGCAAUGCUUGGAUUGAAGGUAGUAGGAGGAAAGAUGACUGAAUCAGGUCGACUCUGCGCGUUUAUCACCAAAGUUAAAAAAGGAAGCUUAGCUGAUACAGUGGGGCAUCUUAGACCAGGUGAUGAAGUAUUAGAAUGGAAUGGAAGGAUACUCCAAGGAGCCACCUUUGAGGAGGUGUAUAACAUCAUUUUAGAAUCCAAACCUGAGCCACAAGUAGAGCUUGUAGUUUCAAGACCAAUAGGGGACAUUCCCAGAAUACCUGACAGCACACAUGCACAGCUGGAGUCCAGUUCUAGUUCAUUUGAAUCUCAAAAAAUGGACCGACCUUCUAUUUCAGUGACUUCUCCUAUGAGUCCUGGCAUGUUAAGGGAUGUUCCACAGUUCUUGUCUGGACAACUUUCAAGCCAAAGCCUUAGUAGAAGAACAACGCCUUUUGUUCCUAGGGUUCAGAUAAAACUGUGGUAUGACAAGGUUGGUCAUCAGUUAAUAGUGACCAUACUGGGAGCAAAGGAUCUUCCUUCAAGGGAAGAUGGGAGGCCAAGGAAUCCUUAUGUUAAAAUUUACUUUCUUCCAGACAGAAGUGAUAAAAAUAAAAGAAGAACAAAAACAGUAAAGAAAACAUUGGAACCUAAGUGGAAUCAGACAUUUAUUUAUUCUCCAGUUCAUCGGAGAGAGUUUAGAGAACGAAUGUUAGAAAUCACUCUCUGGGACCAAGCACGAGUUCGAGAGGAAGAAAGUGAAUUUUUAGGAGAGAUUCUUAUUGAGUUAGAGACAGCAUUACUAGAUGAUGAACCUCACUGGUACAAACUUCAAACACAUGAUGUCUCUUCAUUGCCACUUCCCCAUCCCUCACCAUAUUUGCCGCGCAGACAACUCCAUGGCGAGAGUCCCACACGGAGGUUACAAAGAUCGAAAAGAAUCAGUGACAGUGAAGUCUCUGAUUAUGACUGUGAUGAUGGAAUUGGUGUUGUUUCAGACUACCGACAUAAUGGGAGAGAUCUUCAAAGUUCAACACUGUCAGUGCCAGAGCAAGUAAUGUCAUCUAAUCAUUGUUCUCGAUCAGGGUCCCCUCACCGUGGAGAUAGUAUAGGACGGACUAGAUCGUGGUCUCCCAGUGUCCCUCCCCCACAAAGUCGGAAUGUGGAUCAGGGCCUGCGAGGGACUCGAUCGACCCCUGCUCAUUACAACACCCUGAACCGCAUGGACAGGCACCGAGGGAUGGACGACCACUACUCCCCCGACAGAGACAGUCAUUAUGUUACUUUACCUCGUUCCCGGUACACCCAGUCCACAGAUCACCAUUACAGGGAUGUCAGCCAGGAUCACACAAUGUAUCCUCUGUUUUGUGAAGAUGCAAUCCGAUUACUCCGCUCCCGUACCAUGUGCCGUACCUAUUCUGAGGGUGCUUACUAUGAUCUUGAGAGGAGGACUAGGCAGGAGAGAAGAGUGCCUAAUUCAUAUUAUGAUGACACAGCCUAUACUCCUGAAAGGUGGUACAAUGGUGCAAGUUCAUGGGCAGAUGAUAUAGUCAAUGGUUCAGCUGAAAAAUAUGGGAAUUGUGAAGCAGCAGAUAGACAGCCAUAUCAAAGAUCCCGAUCAACAGAGCAACGUCCUGUGCUAGAGCGGACCAACUCCCGCUCCCGAUCCACAGAGCGUCCUGACUCAAACCUCAUCAGGUCGAUGCCUUCAUUAAUGACUGGAAGAUCUGCCCCUCCUUCACCUGCCUUACCGAGGUCACAUCCUCGAACUGGGUCUGUCCAGACAAGUCCAUCAAGUACUCCAGUAGUAGGGCGAAGGGGCAGGCAGUUACCACAGCUCCCACCAAAGGGGACGUUGGAGAGAAAAGAAAAGAAAACAGAUCCAGAGAAUGGGGAUACAGGUGCAAUGGAUGUAGAAGAAAGGAAUCGCCAAAUGAAAAUGAGCAAGUACAAACAGGUAGCAGGAUCAGAUUCCAGGCUGGAACAAGAUUAUCAUUCUAAGUACCGGUCGGGGCGGGAUCCUCACCGGGGCUCGGACAACGUGUCCAACAAGUCUUCGGACAGCGAUGUCAGCGACGUCUCGGCCGUGUCCCGCACCAGCAGCGCCUCCCGCUUCAGCAGCACGAGCUACAUGUCUGUGCAGUCAGAGCGCCCCAGGGGAAACAAGAAAAUCAGUGUCUUUACAUCCAAAAUGCAAAGCAGACAGAUGGCCGUCUCAGGAAAGAACAUGACAAAGAGCACCAGCAUCAGUGGGGAGAUGUACACGCUGGAGAAGAACGACGGCAGCCAGUCGGACACGGCAGUGGGCUCUGUAGGAGGCGGCAGCAAAAAGAGACGCUCCAGCAUUGGUGCAAAGAUGGUCGCCAUCGUGGGGCUGUCGAGAAAAAGCCGCAGCACGUCACAGCUCAGCCAAACUGAAGCAGGGGGCAAGAAGCUGCGGAGCACGGUCCAGAGGAGCACGGAGACAGGGCUGGCCGUGGAGAUGAGGAACUGGAUGACUCGCCAGGCGAGCCGGGAGUCAACAGAUGGGAGUAUGAACAGCUACAGCUCUGAGGGAAAUUUGAUCUUCCCUGGAGUGAGAUUGGCUGCAGACAGCCAGUUCAGUGAUUUUCUGGAUGGACUUGGUCCUGCCCAGCUUGUAGGACGACAGACUUUGGCAACACCAUCAAUGGGAGAUAUUCAGGUGGGAAUGAUGGAUAAGAAAGGACAACUGGAAGUAGAAAUAAUCCGAGCCCGUGGCCUUGUUGUAAAACCAGGUUCAAAGACACUGCCAGCACCAUAUGUAAAGGUGUAUCUAUUAGAAAAUGGAGUCUGCAUAGCCAAAAAGAAAACAAAAGUAGCAAGAAAAACGCUGGAACCACUUUAUCAGCAACUUCUAUCAUUUGAAGAAAGUCCCCAAGGGAAAGUUUUACAGAUAAUUGUUUGGGGAGACUAUGGACGUAUGGAUCACAAAUCCUUUAUGGGAGUGGCACAGAUACUUUUAGAUGAACUGGACCUGUCCAACAUGGUGAUUGGGUGGUUCAAACUUUUCCCACCUUCUUCCCUAGUAGACCCAACCUUAGCUCCUCUCACUAGAAGAGCUUCCCAAUCAUCUCUUGAAAGUUCAACAGGACCUUCGUAUGCUCGCUCAUAGCAGCUGUGAAACUGUUGUCAUAGCAACCAGCGUUACAAAAAAAUAAAAUUACAGGUCGCAAACCCUGGUAACACUGCAUGCUUAAUGUUGUGUCUUCUGAGCCUGUUUCUAGGGCUGCAAGGCGAUCCUGUGUUCUCAAGGAAGUUGCACACAUUGUGCCCUACGGAAGGCCCUCAGGUGAUGGACUGAAAUCAUGAAGAACUGAUAGGUUUGGAGUUCAGGGACUCAGUUUUGGUCCAAUCUGAAGCCAUGGACUAAACUAAAGAAAUCAAUCUGUUUCAUGCAACAAAAGUCCUUUUCAAUGGCAUAUCUGUUUUGUUGCUCCCAUUUCUUUAUUUAUCUGCCCUCCCCUCCUAAAGUUUGGUUAUGCCACAGAAACGGAGUUACCCUCCCAUGAAGCCAUGUUACAAGUCAGUGGAUUAGCAGACAUUGGAAGAAAAGAAGAAUCUAAGGAUGCUGGAAAAGUCAACUGACACUUGCAGCAGUUGCUGGAGAUCUGAAAACUCUUCAUAUUGAAAAGGUUCAAGACUUAAAGUGGCAGGCUUCAUACCUCCAGCUGUUCACACAGUGAACCCCAGAUAUGUUGGACUCUCUGAAAAAUAAAAUUCUGUGGAUAUACUGUACUGUAUGAAAUUAAGAAACUUUUUUGCAUGGACACAGAUUUAGCUGAACACUUAAAUUAUUUUCUUGGGGCUGCAACUUGCAAAAAAGAAAAAAAAAGAAUAAAUCAGCCAUUUUCAACAGUUUAUAUUAUUUUUAAAAAUAAAUUUCACUAGUGCAUGGUUUUAAAGGGAAGAGAAUGCAACAGGGUGAUACAAAGGCACACCACGUUUAUCAUUCUUUAAACCAGUCAUGGUCUGUGUUUUUGCAGACUUAUAUUAAAAAUAAAAAAUAAUUUCUAGCAAAUAUUUAAAAUUCUGUUUAUGUGACAAAAAUAAGUGUAAUAUAUUAAAUUUAUUUAAAUGUAAAAGGUACAAGCCUUGUAAAGUUCAACAUAAUGUGCAAAUUGUACACUUAUUUUACCUUCUUCUUUCUCUAUCUCUCCUCCCAAUCUCCCUUCUUCCUUAUGCUCUUUUCCCCUCUACCUCCCAGGAUGAUCAGCAUAUUCCAAAAUGGCUACCUUUUGAAUUAAUACUGUCAUAUGCCCCAUAUUUGGUUCAGGGUUGCAGAUUGUUCUGCAUUUCUGAAUUAUUUGAGAAAAAUAUUGUUUAAGAGCUUACUUUUUUUCAAGCAUGUUGAAAAGGAUUUUGCAACAUGGCUUGGGAGUACAUUAAUGUAAUUCAGCAUGUAUUUGAUAAAGAAGAUAUUUGAACUUUUUCAAUUUAAUGUACAGUGCAUGGUAACUUGUUUUCAUUUUUUCUCACCUUCAAAUUGAAUUCUACAGCAAAAUACUGGAAUCAUGUGGCCAUUGUAAGAUGUCUUCAAUAAAUUUGUUUUCAGCACCAGCAUCUUUCAUUCAAAGACUGAACUAUUAUUUCUUGAAGGUUUUUGGAAAGAGGAAAAAUUAAGUACCUGAUUGAUUUUGAGGAAACAAAUUUAAGCACUUUUAUUUGCACUAAACCAAAUUGAUUGCUACCUUUUUGAAAUAAACGCAACAAAGGUUACAAAUCUCUACAGUUCUUCUGCUGUAAAGUUCAAUUUUCAUAAAUUACAUUUGCGUUGCAAAAGACAUAAUUAGAUAAUAUCAGUCUGGAAAGUAUCAGUCUUUGGUUCGUAAAAUAGCCUUAAAGAAAGCUUAUCAGUACCACUGUGUCAGCUAUUUGACACCGUUGCCAGAACCUCACUGCAGUUAAUGGAUCUUCAAAACCCUGGGGUUUGUAGCAGACAGUAACUACCGUUGGGUGGUGCUGCAAGUUCAAGCUUCUCAUUAAGUACGUUAUUUAAAGGGAAUGUAACUGGCUAAGUUUUAAUAACAAAAUAUCCUUUUUUUUUUUUUCUGGGUCUUCGUAUGCCUUUAAUACCUUCUUAAGGUUUAAUAUUAAAAUCUUGCAAUAAUUUUUGAAGUACAUUACAUUAACCUUUAUGGCCACACAGAAUUACUCUGAUUUUAUUUGAAAAUCUACUGAAGUUUCCCAUUACCAAAUUGUACAUGCCUCUUAAGAGAGAAAAAGUAAUAACAGUAUCACUUAUAAUGCCUUUUUCUUUGUGCAAUAUCAUAGAAAAUGAGAUUGUGUCUUGUCUGCAGAGUUUAUAUAAUGGAUUAUUGUUAAAUUAAUAGACAGACUGGUAAAAUUGUAUUUAUUGAAAUAAUUUAGACACCUGUCUACCAGCAGCAAAUAAAUACUACUAACAUGCAGUCUACAAUAUCCCCUAGGAUAUUAAACAAAAAUACAUAACCAUUUUCCUGACACUGUGAGAUGUGCUCACACAUUCUUGUAUACAUAGUCCUCUAUAAAUUAUUUCAAAUUUUAAAAUCAAGGACAUGACGCAUGGAAGGUUUGUACAUAAUUGUCAUUAUGCAGUAUUUAUUUUAAAAAAAAUUAUUGUAUUUUUUUUAAUUUUCACACGUCUGCAAUUCUACUUAUGGUUUAGUCAUGUAAAUAGUACUAUUCCAGUGAUCACUGCUGUCUUGUAAAUAGUACGUUUUAAAAAGUUAAAAGGAAUUACAGUUGGGGGAAAAAAAAAGGGCAGAUUAGGCCUGUAAUGAACACCAACUAAUGUAAAUCAAACUCAUUCUGGUGAUGGUAUUUAACACUUUAAAUAAAACAUUUUCUUUACAGAA
This is a messenger RNA of Sturnus vulgaris (Common starling), 7442 nucleotides long. The record is from RefSeq and is a predicted model, not a curated record. Lineage: Eukaryota; Metazoa; Chordata; Aves; Passeriformes; Sturnidae.